AUGGUCUGUGAAGCGGAAGAGGCGGUGUGGUUUCUGAGCGUCCUGUUUGCGGCACGCCAGACCUCCGCAGGUGGCCAUGGCUGGAACGAACAUGUCCCAGUUAAGUACGUGGUGAAACACGUUCACAAACCAGUUCCCGUUGCCAAGCACGUCGCAGUGCCGCACUACGUCCCGGUUCCUAAAUACAUCCCGGUCUUCAAGCCCUGGGCGUACGCAAAACCGGUCCCCAAGCACUACACCGUCUAUCAGAAUCACAAUAUUCCAAUUCCGAUACCGAUGUUCAAAUUCUACAACCAUCACACCCAGAUACCGAUCCCGAAACCGGUCCCGAUGCCCAUACCGAUAAAGAUCCCCAAGCCAGUGAUCGUGCCUGUCCCGAAACCAGUGUAUCACAAGAAAGAGGUACCGUUCCCGGUUCACGUUCCCGUUCCCAAACCGGUGGUGAUCCCCGUCUAUAAGCACGUGCCAGUACCUAUCCCGAAGCCGGUGCAUAAAGUCGUCAAAAUAAUCAAGGAGGUCCCCGUCUACAUCAAGAAACCAGUACCAGUGUACAUUGAGGAGAAACACCAUCAUCACAAACACGGCGGUGGCGCUUACCAGCAACAAGUUGGAGGUUGGGACAACGGAUGGAAAUCUUCGGCCUCCGCUCAUAACCCGGCUGUGAUCGCUCAAAUGUCUGGAGCCUCACUCGACUCUUUGCACGGCUCAGCGGCUGCGGCGGCCGCAGCUGCUGCUUUUGCCAUGCAUUUCAGCGAUGGCAAUCGUGGUAAUUCCAAUCACGGUAGCAGCAAUCACGUUGCGUACGGAAGUUUCGGAAAUCAAGGAGGCAACGGAAUAGGCGACGACGCCUACGCUGUUGCGGGCGCUUCCUUGGCUCAUGUCCACGGACACGGAGGAAACCAUGGAGGAAACCAUGGAGGAAACUAUGGAGGAGGCUUUGGGGGCGUUGUCCAUGGAGGGGGAUACGGAGGUAGUCACGGACGAGGUCACGGAGGAGCUCAUGGAGGAGCACACGGCUCAUGGGCGGCUCCAUCGACGAAUUACCAAAGUUUCUCGCAUCAAGUUCCGCGCGGAAAGCUAAAACCCUCCGAGUACCAGGUCGUUGCUCAGGUCGACAUCGAUCUUUCGGAUAAGAACAAAUCCUCAGCACCGAGAGUUCAACCGCAUCCACGUCAUUGA
Molecule: messenger RNA, 1179 nt
Organism: Galendromus occidentalis (western predatory mite)
Lineage: Eukaryota; Metazoa; Arthropoda; Arachnida; Mesostigmata; Phytoseiidae
Product: SH3 domain-containing protein C23A1.17-like
Exons: 5
Coding region: 1-1179 (392 amino acids)
Source: RefSeq, a predicted model, not a curated record